Molecule: messenger RNA, 1164 nt
Organism: Bipolaris oryzae ATCC 44560
Lineage: Eukaryota; Fungi; Ascomycota; Dothideomycetes; Pleosporales; Pleosporaceae
Exons: 1
Coding region: 1-1164 (387 amino acids)
Source: RefSeq, a predicted model, not a curated record
AUGACGGACAUCACACCCGUAUCCCCACAUAAUGAGAUUGAAGUGAAUCGUGUUCGUACAGAGACGACUCUGCAGUAUGAAAAUGCCAUCAACCCACGAUCAGCUUUCCAUGUAUACCCUGAGGGCGAACAUCAUAAAUUUAUCUCGCCAGUAAUAGACCCGGGAAGAGAGAGAUGGUGUGGCCCUAGUCAAAAAGAACAAAAAGUGAAGCGUUUGCAGAAACAGGAGCGCAAAAAAUCCGGAUUGCCCCCUGUAGAGCCAGAUGACACUGCGUUCUUUUUGCAUCAACCAUACCUAUCCUUCCAUGCACCACCCAGAGUCCUGUACACGGGCAGCAGCAAGUACACGGCGAAUCCUGUUGUUCUGAUACACGACGGUUGUUUCUGGAGAGAUUACAAGUUACAAUUAGGACAGUCAAUCAGCCAACCAGGUGUGAUUGACCCGCGCGGCGUAGUCUCGUGGCGCCAUAAUGGAGGCGACAAGAAGGCACUAAAGGACGACGAGCACAAGCUCAAGGGCUACAAAGUCAGAGGAUGGAGGCUUUGGGGAGAAACGGGAAAGAAAUAUGUGCACACUGUCAGAGCGAACCGAAAGGCAGGUAAAGGUACAGAUCCCGAUGUGUUGGAAGUCAAGGGCCUCGAAUCUGAAAAACCCGCGGUAGCCGAAGAGGUCAUUCACUUGCGAUGGAUAAGCCCGUUGUCUCGCCAUACUCGAUGCUAUCACUUCCACUACCUGGGCAUUGACUUUUACUGGAAAGGAACGGCUUCGGUUAGGGAAUCACGGGCUUGUGGCCUGUUCUUGCGCUUCAAUCACUUGAAGCUCGUUGCCAGGCUCCCAAUCGUUAACGGUAAGAGAUACGGACAGGAUGAGCUGUGUUUGGGAAAAUAUACGUGCUCCAUUGCAGCCAGGAAGAGUGGCACUUUGGAGUUUUUCGACGAAACAAUUUUGCGUUUGGUCGAUGCACACGCCCCCUCAAUGCUCGACUCGAGUUCUGACGAGGGGCAGUUGGAGGAGAAUAUGAGAAAUGAGAGAGUAUUGAAGCUGAGGAAAAGUACUCUAUACCAAGUAUUUAUGGCCACAGCGACGUGCAUGAUCCGGAAUGAAAAGGAGAAGAGGCACACACUGUUAGAGCUGUUGAUAGUUGCAGCAGAAGGUGGAGGUUAG